This is a messenger RNA of Morus notabilis, 693 nucleotides long. Its product is annotated as BURP domain-containing protein BNM2C. Bases 1 to 693 code for a protein of 230 amino acids. NCBI's taxonomy places the organism in Eukaryota, Viridiplantae, Streptophyta, Magnoliopsida, Rosales, Moraceae. The transcript has a single exon. The record is from RefSeq and is a predicted model, not a curated record.
AUGAUAAGUCCUGAACUAAACGUUUUCUUCACACCAAAUGACAUAAAAGUUAGAAAAACGAUGCCCAUAUGCUUCCCUGAAAAGAACCUCUCUUCUUCUCCCAAACUACUGACCAAAGAAGAAGCUGAUUCAAUCUCUUUCUCGCUUUCACAACUACCAUAUAUCCUUGACUAUUUUUCCUUUCCCAAAAACUCACCUCAAGCUCAAGCCAUGGAAUACACUUUAGCACAAUGUGAGCUAGAGCCCAUCAAAGGAGAGACGAGAUUUUGUGCAACUUCCCUAGGAUCGAUGCUUGACUUUGCACUCUAUGUGUUUGGCUCGAACACGCGGAUCAAGGUUUUGACCACUACCCACCUGAAAGACCAAACUGCCCUUUUGCAGAACUAUACGAUUUUGGCAAAACCUAAAGAGAUUUUUGCUCCGAGAAUGAUUGGGUGUCACACAAUGCCUUACCCCUAUGCGAUUUUUUAUUGCCACAGCCAAAGUAGUGAGAACAAGGUGUUUGAGAUUUCUCUUGUAGGAGAAAAUGGGGAGAGAGUGGAAUCCGCUGCGGUUUGCCACAUGGACACUUCUCGGUGGGACCGUGAUCAUGUGUCGUUUCGCGUGCUUGGGACCGAACCCGGAAGUUCUCCUGUUUGUCACUUUUUCCCUUCAGAUAAUCUAGUUUGGGUUUCUAUUUUAAAUGCAAUGUAA